Linum trigynum is the source of this 5694-nucleotide messenger RNA. Lineage: Eukaryota; Viridiplantae; Streptophyta; Magnoliopsida; Malpighiales; Linaceae. The record is from the annotation of a GenBank genome assembly.
UUGCAGGGUUACUUGGGUGAGAAUACAUAUAGUGAGAGAGGAAUUUUACAAUGCUAGCUAUAGGUUUUUGUCUUUAUGGUACAACUUAAAAUUGUACCUUUAACGUUAUGGUACAACUUCAAAUUGUAUCUAUAUUUUUUGUGCAACUUUUUUUAUGGUACAACUUGAACUUGUACCUUUAUGUGAUGGUACAACUUCAAGUUGUAAAGUUGUACCAUAACAUAAUGGUACAAAUUCAUUUAUGGUACAACCUAAACUUAUACAUUUAGAGACAAUAACAGGGAUGAAUGUGUAUCUCCAUGGAUGGUUCAGUUGUCCCCUCGCCUUCGAGUACCGCAGCGGGGGGAAUCCUUCGAAGCGACAGUGGCAGGUUUAUCAAAGCUUUUGCCGUGAACUUGGGAGGGGGUACUAUCACAAGGGCAGAGCUAGUAGGAAUAGAGCAAGGGUUGAAGUUAGCAUGGGAUCUUGGAGUAAGGAAGGUCCUCGUUCAAAGUGACUCUACAACAGCAAUUGAUCUCAUUGAGGCGGCCUCGCAACAUAAUCCUCAUUAUAGACACAUUGUCGAGAUUAGACAGUGGUUGAGUCGGGACUGGCAGGUCAAGCUGGAGCAUAUCUUUCGGGAAGCCAAUCAUACCGCCGACUAUUUGGCUUCUCUAGGGCACUCUCUUCCUGUAGGCCUUCAUGUGUUUGAUGUGCCUUCGAGCAUGCUAGCUCAUUGGUUGUACUUUGACAGUAUUGGGGUUCAAAACCCGCGUUACCUUAAUACUUAAAGGUUGGGGCGCCCUUAGCGCUCCAUUUUCCCACCAAAAAAAAAAAUAGAGGCAAGUGAUACAAUCCAACCAACCACUUGCGACAACCCAGCCACCCAGCUGCACACACCAACUCUUGCACUUCAGAAUCUAAACCCAGUGUCGUUUCUGUCAGGAACUGGUAGGAAAGAAUCGGUUGAAGGUGUGAUUAAUCACUCUCCUUAGAGUGUUAUUUGUCCCCACUACAAAUUGCUGGUAGGCUCGAGCAAGCCACCCCCAGAAGUCCCUUCAAUUUUAAGUCUGGAAGCAGCAAUCUUGCAGACUUCUGUGGUUAUGAAAGAAAGAUGGAAAACGGGAAGAAGAAGAAUUCUCUCGCGUCCAUCAAAAAGAGUUAUGGCAGUCAUCUAUUUAUAGUUGUGAAAACUGGAAGUUACCUCCAAAGAGACGCAUCCUUUCACAAAAAAAGUUAGUCACCUUUCUUGAAAGGACACAUCCUUUCACAAUAUUCAAACGCUAAUUAAUUAAUAUAAAAUUAAUUAAUUAAACUGCCAAAAGACUCAAUUCUUAUACUUUCCUUCUCCCAUCAAUGUCGCAUUACAACUCAAUUGACUAACUCUGACAAUCCCCCACUUAGUCAACAAGAGUUGAGAAUAACUGCCGCGAACAAGUAACACAUACAUAAAGGUAUCUUUUCGAUUUGAACCUUUACCUAGUGUAAGCAACUCAAAGUUGAUAACGAAUCAGUGACGGGCUUCAUCCUAGGAGUCACGAUCCAAAGCUAUAAACGGAGAUGCCACACACGUACUUUUCUCUUCUCUAAACCACAACCACCAACAAGGGUAGCACUCUUAUGGCCAUGUGUUGAUCCUGUUUCAUGAGCAUAUACAAAAGUUGACAUCCACUUUUGUUAGAGCGGCACCACUCUUAAUGCUCACAUAGGUGACAUUCUAAAUGAAUUCAUUAAGAGUUCUAUAACUCAUCUCAAGAGUUCUAUAACUCACCCUUUUUUGGACUAAUUUACUUGUACAAAUAAAUUAGUGCAUCGGUUAGAGUAACUUGUUAUUACCACAUUGAACGUUUUAAUUAGUGAAUACCUAAAGAAAAGGUUGGGUUCCCAUUACUUCUAACAUCACAUGAGGUCUCAAUCCCAUCCCUUGGGAUGUCUCAUAGAUCAUGCCUCUUGGUAAUCACUUGGUAAGAGAAUCUGCCAAAUUAUUGCUUGAUCGUAUAUACACAAUAGAAAUGAUUACAUUAGUAAUCAAAUAUCUAGACUUACCAUUGCAACUCUUGACAAAGUAACCUCACUAUCACAAAAGACGGAAAUGGCUGACAUCGGUUGUGGCCACAACUCUAUACUUAAGAACAUGUCUCUUAGCCAUUGUGCCUCUUUUCCAACGGCCGCAAGGGCUAGGAAUUCAUAUUCCUUAGUGGAGUGUGUAACACACUUUUGUUUCUUCGACCCCAAUAAAUAACUCCAUCACCUAGUGUAAAAUCCACCUGUUGUAGAUUUAUUAUCACUAGAACUUGCUAUCCAACUAGCAUCAAAACCAUCUCCCUCACAAUUCUACCACUUGCCGAACUAUCAUGAAAUAAUUCUAUUUAAUUUUUCAUGGUCUUACUUAUUGAACUUUCACAACCACUACAUUGAUCUAAUUGUUUACCAAUGGUAUGGACUAAUUAAAUUAUCAUACCACAAACAAUUCAGACAUUAUUAGGAAUAUCAUCUAAUUACUUACCAAUGGAAUUGGUCAAGAUAACUUGAGAUGCCACAAGCAAUUCAGUUGCAUUUCCAUAUUGUAUUGGAAAUACCAUCUAAUUACUUACCAAUGACAUUUCAUGAAGGUAACUUGACAUACCACAAGCAAUUUAAAUGAAUAUUCUAAGUCAAUCGUCUAAUUACUUACCAAUGGUAUACACUUCAUAAAUGUACCAUAAGUAAUUCAGACUUUAAGUUCAAUAUGAUCAUCUCAAUUGAGCUCUCAUGCCAAAUUGUUUUCCAAUGGUAUAUGUCUACAUAAUCGAUAAACAAUUCUGACAAAUAUCUUCACAUAAUAAUCAAAUGUCAAAUUGUUUUCCAAUGGUAUAGUGUAUGUAUACCAUAAACAAUUCUGAAGAUGAUUAUUUUGAUGAUCACCAUGCUUUGGCAAACUUAUUCAAUCCCUAUAAGGAUCCAUCUUAGUUUCAUUUUCCUUGCUCUCAUGGCAUAUGAAACAUGACAUCAUAAACCAAUACAUGAUAAACAAAUUACCAAAUCGGGGAAACGCUUUUCACCAUUAUUUCAAUUUACUUCAAGAUGACAACCCAAAACAAUUUUGUUAUCUAAACCAAAUUGUUCCAUCCUGCAAGCAUCAAAAUAGAAGCUCAUCCAAAUUCAAAUACAAUUGAAUUUUCUUGAACUCUUCUCAUAAUAGGAAUUAUGAGUUUGUUCUCAUCUCAAAUACUACAAAAGUAUUUGAUAUCACUUAACCAAACCAAUUCACCAAAUUGGUUCAUCAAACACCAAAUUGAAUUCCAAUUUUUUCUCUCAAACCAUGUUAUAACAUAAACAUGGAAACUGAACAUGAGCAACAUUAUCUAGCAAUCAUGUACUCUGUCUACGAAUGUAUCAAGAAUAAGGUACAGAUUGUUACCUAUUUCCGAUUCUUGUCCAAAUGUCAUUUGCCUCAGUUUUUAAGGAAUGUCAGAGUGCCUCUCCCCCUUCAUGGAGCAACCUCCACCUUUCUACCAUUACAGAUCCUUAUGCAUUGGACCAUCAUUCAUUCGCAUGGUCCAGGAACUGAGUUCCUCUCAAUAUAUGCCUAACCAGAUGCAUGCAAUGCAUCCAUUCUAUCUUUGAUGACAACUGAAUGCCACUUUGCCAUUUUUCUUCUCCAGGAACCAAUCAAGAAAAAGAACAAACAUAUAUAUGCAAAAUAUAACAUCCAUUGCAACUUCCACAGGGUUACGAUGCAUGAAUUAAUUUUCUUGUUCAAAUCAACCAUGCAGCUACAUAGCAUAGGCCAUAGGGACAGUUACACCCUGGUUACUUUAACGCUGACAAGCAAAAUUAUUUUAUGGCAAACUUUAUUAAUGAAUCAAAUCCCACCAAGCACGAAGGAUUACAUUGAUUAAUUAAUCCUGGCAAUCUUAACGAUCACUGUUUCACUGAUAAUCACGGGAGGCAUGGAAAAUGUAUUUCAUCAUGUAAUCAAUAUAUUCGCCGACAUCUAUUUACAUAGCCGCACAGUUAUAUAUAUGUAUACCAAUCGAACCAAUUAAACAUCAAUCAACAACUUGAAAAAGAAGAAUGCAUUACCCGGUUGUCAUUCCUUUCUUUCUCUUAUACAAAGGAAAUGUUUCCAACGAAUCGAACAUUCUUUUCUGGCGUACCGAUACUUCGAAGUCCGAAAACCAACGAACACAACAAGACAACGAGAACCACAUUUAGCUUGUUGGAAUCAGAAGCAUACGCCUUCAACGUACUUUCCACUUCAGAUUCAAUUUUUUCAAACAAAUAACACUCUAAGAUUGUCAGGAACUGGUAGGAAAGAAUCGGAUUGAAGGCGUGAUUAAUCACUCUCCUUAGAGUGUUAUUUUCCCCCACUACAAAUUGCUGGUAGGCUCGAGCAAACCACCCCCAGAAGUCCCUUCAAUUUUAAGUUUGGAAGCAUCAAUCUUGCAGACUUCUGUGGUUAUGAAAUAAAGAAGGAAAACGGGAAGAAGAAGAAUUCUCUCUCAUCCAUCAAAAAGAGUUAUGACAUUCAUCUAUUUAUAGUUGUGAAAACUGGAAGUUACCUCCGAAGAGUAUAGGUGUCAAUCGGGCGGGUUCGGGCUGGGUUCAAUCGGGUUCGGGUUCAAACGGGUUGCGGGUUAGUCGGGUUGCGGGUUCAUCGGGUUCGGGUUUAUCAGGUUCAGGUUCAAACGGGUUGCGGGUUAGUCGGGUUGCGGGUUCAUCGGGUUUGGGUUCAAUCGGGUUGUGGGCAAAUCGGGUUGCGGGUUCAUCGGGUUUUGGGUCGGGCGGGUUGCGGGCGGGUCGGGUUUCGGGUUGUUCGGGCCAGCGCAUCAAGUAACUUAACUCAUUACUCAUUACCAACUUACACAUUUUAUUACACUAAUUUAAAAUAUUUUCUCAACUUUUUAACCAAUUUAUUUCUACCUCGUAUAUAUAUACUUUAUUUUUUUGAAAAAAACUAGUCAAAAUUUUAAAUCAAUUUGUAUGACUUGCAAACUUGUUAUGUAAUUAAUCAUAAUUGGUAAAGUAUUAUAGCUAAUAGUAAUGGUGAUAUCAAUAUUUGCAACCAAAAGACACCGUUAAUUGUUUAUUUGAUAUUUUAGUAUUAAUUCAGUAGUAAUUGAAUUAAAGUAUCUAGUUUAGUAUAACCAUACAAAUCUGGUAUUUGGCGUGUGGUAAUUGGCAAAAACAUAGUGAUAAAAGGAGUUAUUUCAAAAUAACUUAUUGCCCAAAUAACUUCAGUAAACUGUUGUCAAACGAGUUAUUUGUAAAAUUGUUCGAAUUAUCCUAAAAAUUGAACCAUUAAAGAUUAGCUAUCAAAUUUAGUAAAAUUAUUGUGACUUCAAUCAUAACUUACUCAAUAGCAUAUAUCCUAUACACUUAGCCUUACCCUCAAUCAACAAUAUUAAGUUAGUAUAUGUUGUUGAUUGUAUACACUAAACCAUCAAUACAUUAUACACUAACCACAUAACCUAUACCCUAAUCAUAUGUCAUUGAGUUGUGAUUUUGCUAGUAUAGUUAAUUUAAAAGUGAAAUUCAUACUUUGAUUUUCAAAACAUAGAUAAAAAGUGAUAUUUGCUAAUUGUUAUACCCUAACCAUAUAUCCUAUACUUUACACCACAUACAUUGUACCCUGACCACGUACCAUAAACAUAAAUUAAAAAGGGAUCUCCUGCCGUUAAAGACUUCAAAUGACUUCAAGUGAACAUAUGUUAAUAAAAAAUUUAGAACCGU